CCUGUCAAAGUCGCGUUUGCCAAACAAAAAACCAAUCUGCGCUUAUUUUAUUUCAAAAUAAACUUUAUUCACAGUAAAAAUGGCUGAAAAGCCGACGGAGGAAGGCUACAUAUCGGUAGUUGACGAAGAGCCUGAAAUUUUCGAGUUGCUCAAAUGGGAUUCGUCUCACACGCAAAAACAUGUACAACCACCGGGGCCUAUUGAGAAACCAAAGAGUCCGGAAAAAAGAGUAUCCAGACCUUCGGAAUGUGACCCUUUUGAUUUGAACGAUAGCUCCUUUAUGGAGAUCUAUCGUUUGUCUAAAGAUUUAGCGCGGGAUUUGUGUGAGGAAUUAAGGCCAGUUAUGCCUGAUUCUACAAAAUCUAUCGAAUUCUCUGUUGAAAGCAAAGUAUUGGCAGCUUUAUCAUUUUAUGCAACUGGGAAGUAUCAGAAAACAAUAGGAGGCAAGAGUGAUCCAAGCAUCACUCAGUACUUUGUGGGGACAGCGGUGUUACAAGUCACUGAGGCUAUGAACCACCCCAGUAUUGUGAAGAAAUACAUACACUUCCCACAUUUAAGGGAGGAAAGAGAUAUAAUUAAGGCAAAAUUUUACAUGAAGUAUGGCAUCCCUAAUGUGCUUGGUUGCGUGGAAUGCACACAUGUUCCAAUGGCGCGGCCAGAAGAUGACCAGAAGAGCCAUUUUAAUAAGUCUUAUCAUUCAAAGAAGGUGCAAGUUAUAUGUGACAGUAAUCUGACCAUCCUGAGUGUGGAUGCUACAGCGGGCGGAUCUUAUACCCAUGACAAUCUGCUAUAUAGACAUGCGGUGAGAGUGGACCUGGACUGCUUACACGUUUCUGGGGAACCCUGCUGGCUUAUAGGCGGACCUCACUACACGCAAAAGUCAUAUAUCAUGACCCCUAUCCCGAAAAUAACCAAGAAGUCUCCAGUAUCCCCAGAAAAAUAUUACUCAAACAUGCACAACCAAACAUACAGUGCUGUCGUUGAGUGUAUUAAACAGCUAAAAAGCAGAUGGAAGUGUCUUCAAGCGAAUUGCAACAAGCAGUUUGAUCCAAAAACAGUAUCCAUGAUGAUUGUGGCUUGCUGUGUGUUACAUAACAUCUGUAAUUUACGCGGCUUGCCUGUCAUCCCCAUGACACAGACUGAAGAACGUCUUGAAGCUAUGAAACAGAAGGUAGCUAACGGGCCGAUACCGCGCAAGCAGGUAGAAGAUGCAAACGGUAUACAUGCAAGAGCGAGACUAGUAGAACGGCUAUGGAACGAGCGCCGCGUCCUACCAGACUGUAGCGCUCCUAAAAAACGGAUGGCGAAGAAGGAUCGAAUACUCGAGAACUAUCCUCCGCCACCACAGCCGCAGCAGCAAACGCAACACCACCCGCAGCAGAUGCACCAGACACACCACGAGGACUUGAGCAAGAGGCCCCGGAUCAUAUCCAUGACGACUCCCACUUACAGUAUAGGGGUCCCCCCUGGCUGGGGGCACUACCCACAACAUUAAACCUAGGUUUUACGUAUUAAGGACAAGUAACAGUGAGAUUAUAAAGCAGCCAAUUUUUGUUAUUUGAAUAUGGUUAAUAACCCUUUAUGGUGCAGUGUUAAAAGUUCGAAGGACAAGGAACUUAUUAGUAGUUUUUUUACUGUUAAUUUAAAAUAUAUCUUAUACUUAGUUGAGUAGGAUUAAACAGUAUUUGUUUUUAUAUACUUUUUUAUAGUGUUAAGCUAAAUUAUUAUAUCAAAUAAACUUGACUGGUUUAUUAAAAGACGUACAUUAUGUAUAAUUUUAAAAUAAGUUUUCUUAAUCUUUGAACCGAAUCUCAAGGUAUCUAGGAUAAGUAUGUAUAUGACUAGAAAUAAAAGAAUAUUGCUGUAUA
Messenger RNA from Trichoplusia ni (cabbage looper), 1868 nucleotides. Its product is annotated as putative nuclease HARBI1. NCBI's taxonomy places the organism in Eukaryota, Metazoa, Arthropoda, Insecta, Lepidoptera, Noctuidae. Bases 80 to 1495 code for a protein of 471 amino acids. The record is from RefSeq and is a predicted model, not a curated record. The transcript has 5 exons.